This is a messenger RNA of Anguilla rostrata (American eel), 1709 nucleotides long. Its product is annotated as transport and Golgi organization protein 1 homolog. The record is from RefSeq and is a predicted model, not a curated record. Lineage: Eukaryota; Metazoa; Chordata; Actinopteri; Anguilliformes; Anguillidae. The coding region runs from base 1159 to 1593 and encodes 144 amino acids. The transcript is spliced from 8 exons.
GAGCUUCUGACUGCAGUCAGAACAGCAGAAACCCUGCUCAUCUUCCCACUGUAGUCAGGACAGCAGAAACCCUGCUCAUCUUCCCACUGUAGUCAGGACAGCAGAAACCCUGCUCAUCUUCCCACUGUAGUCAGGACAGCAGAAACCCUGCACAUCUUCCCACUGCAGUCAGGACAGCAGAAACCCUGCCCAUCUUCCCACUGCAGUCAGGACAGCAGAAACCCUGCCCAUCUUCCCACUGCAGUCAGGACAGCUGAAUCCCUGCCCAUCUUCCACUGUAUACUGAAGACUCAGCAUCACAGAUUCCACCAUGGCUCCCCUAACCUACUUUUUUUCUUUGGAUUUUCUUUAGAAUAAUGUUGCAGGUUCAGCUGUGAAAAGAUAAUUUAUCUGUCUAAUGGUACUUGCAUUUAUCACAGUAUAACAGUUGUUUUGUAGGGUAACAUUUCACUUAUUAGUUAUAAAGUGGCAUCUAUGCCUUCUUACUGAAUUGCCACCUAUUCAUUUAUUUUUUAAUUUUUAUUUUUUUGUUCAUUAUGUCCCGAGAUUUAGUCCCUGUAUUUGUUCCCCCGAACGUUUUAUCUUCCUCCUGGGGAGGUUGUGACCUCACUCGCUGGAUUCCUAAGGAUUCAGACUGGGUCUUAUCUCUGUAGUGUGAUUUGGAGAGUGGUUUUGUGGUUUUUUAUGAUUCUGCUUUUUUCCCAGUGCUUCCAUUCCCCAGGACAGCCUCAUUGCAGUACGGCCAACCAGAUGGCCAGUUCCUGAUAGACCAGAGCAUCUUACAGAUAAGUAGUGAAAUGGAUUCUGCAAGUGAAAGCACCAGGAAAAGCAUUGCGUUACUUCCUAUAGAAACACCCAAAAUGCACGUGGACAUUGGCCCGUUGCUGGAUAUCUGUCUUGCAUCAGACCGCCCAUCGACAGGAGAGGCUUCUUUCAAUCAAAUCAAUGAGAUGAAGGACAGUGUCUCCUCAUUGAAGUUCAUCACCAGCAUACUCCUUCAAGCUGAACUGCACAUUCGAGCAUAUCCAGAAACGAUCAUCAACAUCUUGCCACAGAAAUGGCAGCCAGGCUCUGUGUUCCAUCAGACAGAAAGGAUGGUCAUGUCCAUGACACCGGCUUUGAAUAGACACUAAAGAAAAAAUUAGAAGAAUCAGAAGAAUGCUUUCUUCCUCCCAUCGUAAUAACUGGAACCUGAAGGCAAGUGUCAGAGAGCUGCAAAGGAGAUGCAUGAAAAUGUGUGAAGAGAGAGAUGCACUUGACUUGAUGCUGGAGGAGAGAGAGAACAGAAUAAAAAGUGCCGAUCUGGAGCAGGAGGAAUUUCAGAAGACAUUUCAAGAGAAAGAGAUGGCUCUACAGCAGAAGCUGGGGCAGCUUGAGCAGCACUGGAGAGCAAAGCUGGAAAGAGUGAUGGAGGAGAGGAGCGAGCACGAGCAGUUUGCGAAGAAGGAGAUCCAGGCUCUGCUCCUUAAGCUGUUCAAGACUGAGCGGCUGCACCAGACCCAGAUAUGUGACUAUGAGAUCAAGUACAGGGACUCACUAAAACUGGUGUCUGAGCUGCAGCGUCAAAUCGAGGAGCGUGAGGUGAGAGGCUGAAAUGGAGGUCGGCAGGAAGAUCCGCUAUUAAAAAUAAAAUAAAUCAAAUAAUAUUACGCUUUUGGAGGUUCAUUUUACAUGGCACCAAAGCGAGUUAAAUUCAGUGUUUAUUAAAA